CAGAAAUACUGUAACUACAGUAUAGAGGUGAAAGGCUACACAAGAAUGGGAGAUGGCAUUCCAAGUAGACCAGUCUUUUGCAGGACACAAGAGGAUGGUACGAAAUGUUACCUGAUAAGCCUGAUGACAUCAAGGCACUUGUGGUGAAUGCUGAAACAUUGUUAAUAUCUUGGUUAAAGCCAAAAUUUCCAAACGGCGUCAUCAAAAAAUAUAUUGUAUAUGUGCGGUCACUGGAUGGUGGAACAUUGCUGAGGGAAGAAUAUGAAAUUCCUCCUACACAGACACAUUAUAUUUUGUCUCAUCUAAUCGCUCACCAUCGCUACGAGCUCUGGGUGACUGCAGCGACAGUGGUAGGAGAGAGUGACGCCAGUCUGCAUGUAGUACAAAUACCAACAGAACAAGUUCCAGCAAGGAUUGCAUCAUUUGGAAUCCAUAUGAUGGCAGCCAGAGGAGAACAACUUGCUCUGCCCUGCAUCACUGUUGGGCAACCCCAUCCUAGUACAAUAUGGAGUAAGGGAGGUCAGCUUAUUCAAGAAAAUAAUCGUAUACACAUCAAUGCUGAGUGGACUCUCCAUAUUUCCUCAGUAGAGACAUCUGAUACUGGAAAUUAUUCAUGCCGAGUGCAGAAUAUCUUGGGAGCUGAUGAAAUCACAUACACAGUGACAGUGAAAAACAGAAGGAAUAAUGGGUCUCCGUUGCCUCCAACUGACUUCAAAGUUUCUUCUGCCACUGAAACAAGUUUAUCUUUGAAGUGGUCAGCACCAGAUGACAGUAUUUAUGCAGCUGAAGGCUAUACCUUAUACUUUAAACGAGAGUUUGGUGAAUGGGAAAAGGUCAUUGUACAGGCUGAAGAUAAAAACUUUACUCUUGGAAACCUUCAGUGUGGUUCUAAAUAUCAGCUCUAUCUUCAAGCCUUCAACCACAUGGGCAACAGUAGUCCUACAAAAAAUAUAACUGCUUACACACAAGGGAAAGCUCCUAUUGCUCCAACAAAAGACGAUCUCCUGGCUACCAACUCUACCUUCAUACAGCUGAACGUUGGCACGUGGAAUACUGGUGGCUGCCCAAUAACCACAUUAGUUGUAGAAUAUAAACUGAAAACUGGAACAAAAUGGAUACUUGUGUCAAACAAUCUUAAGUACACAGAAGAGAAGUUUUCCAUUCUUGAUCUUAAUCCAGUGACAAAUUAUGAGCUUCGGAUGACUGCUCACAACAGUGCAGGUUCCACUGUAGUCACAUAUGACUUCACAACUUUAUCCAGCACAGGAGCUGUUGUGCAGCCUGAACUCAUUAUGUGGGGAAAUUAUCGAAGAAAGUACUUCUACAAAGAUCCUGGUGUAAUAAUACCUGUUGCUGUUAUAACACUUAUUGGAGUAACUUUUGGAAUUGGGAUGUUUCUGUAUGUGAAAAGAAAGAAAAGAAGCCACACUGACAGCAAGAGUGAAGGUGAGAAUAUAGCAGAUCCACAUGUCCAAUCUGAAGAUAAGGUGGGGUACAGCACUGCAGAUGUCUCACAGGACCAGAAGCUCCAUCAAACUUCAUCUGCAUCAGAUACAACAGCAAGAGUCAACCCAUAUGCUACAUUUAGGUUAACCGAUGAAGAAAAACUAAAAGCUAUAAUUAAUGAUUAUGAAAGCUGUAGUGAAUACUGGAAGGUAAACAAAAAUCCUGAUUCUGAAAAUGAAGGAGUUGAUUGGAUACCACUACAUAGUCUGUACCAAGCUCACAGGUACUGACUUUUGUGGCAUCUACUGAUACUGUGUACAAAUCCAUACAACAUUUAAUGGUGCAUCUCAGUGUAAAACAGUUGAUAAAGUGCCUUACUUCAUUAUCAUUACA
Schistocerca americana (American grasshopper) is the source of this 1839-nucleotide messenger RNA. Its product is annotated as Down syndrome cell adhesion molecule-like protein 1 homolog. The record is from RefSeq and is a predicted model, not a curated record. The transcript is spliced from 11 exons. Bases 105 to 1736 code for a protein of 543 amino acids. Gene Ontology annotation, molecular function: protein binding. Lineage: Eukaryota; Metazoa; Arthropoda; Insecta; Orthoptera; Acrididae.